CAAACCAUUCAUCAAUCUCAACUUCCUCAAAUCAUACCAGUUUCCUUCUCUACUCGGUUCUAUAUUUCUUCCUUUGACUUUAUUGUUCUUCCUUCGAUCUUGCUAUCAGUGUUAGCAAUCUGAUCUUUUCGUUUUCUUUUACAAUUACCAGAAAUUAGUGGAAAAAUAGAUUGAAAAGUAAGAAACAACCAUGGUUGGUCUAUUGGACAUUCCAGUGGCAGGAGUACUUGUGGACAAAGUAUCGGAAAUAGCCGGGCGUCCACUGUAUCCUCUGUUACAUUACAAUACUAUUGUUAGCGAUCUCGAUUCACAGAUUGAGCUACUUCGCAUUGAGGAGAAUAAGAUAGCGCAAAAGGCCAUCGAAGCAAGAUAUAAUGGGAAAAUUCUCUUUGAGCACGUAUUGACAUGGCAGCGAGAGGCUGAAGAAAUCUUGAAAAUUCAGUUUCUUCCAAUUCAUAAUCCAGUCUCCCGUUUUCGAAUGGGCAGGGAAGCCGUGCGGACUGUCAAGAAGGUGAUUGAAGUCACUAACCGCGGAAGAGAACUAGCCAGUAGCGAAAUUGCAUUUUUACCACCUGUCGACAGUACUAAAUUCCCAGAUUUUCAUUCGAGAAUAUAUGCUUACAAGAAGCUCUGGGAAAUGCUUACCAAUGACGGUAGUCCUCAGAUCUUGGGCAUCUAUGGAAUGCCAGGAGUUGGCAAAACUCAAAUGAUUCAGCAAAUUUCGGAAGAAGCCACCACGAAGGAGAUCUUUGACAAGGUCGUACGAGUAGAUGUGGGCAGCAGGAGGUUGGAUAUGUUUGAUCUACAAAACCAGAUGGCCUUGCAGCUAAAUUGCUCUUUAGAAUCCCAAAAUAAUACGGAAGACAGAGCUUCAGUGCUGAACUACAGUUUAAUUAGUGGGGGCAAGAUCCUUGUCAUAUUUGAUGAUGUAUGGAGGGAGAUUCCUUUACAUAUAUUUGGAAUUGAUGGUAGCUACAUGGAUUGUAAGAUCCUCUUCGCAUCUCGAGAGGAAAAUAUAUGUUUUCUUAACAACUGCCAGCAUCCUGUCAGUAUCACAACCCUCACAGAUGAUGAAGCACAGAAUCUGUUCACCAACACUGUUGGUAUUUCUCAAAUUGACUCUUUACAAGAUGAUUCCCUGGUUCAGAAAGUGUGUAAAGAAUGUGCAGGUCUGCCUCUCCUCAUUAUUGCUGUUGGUAAAGCUCUUCGAUUAAGGUCUCACAAUGUAUGGGAGGAUGCUCUUUUUCAACUUGAGAACGGCACAGUUGAAAGAAUUGCUGGAAUAGAUCCACACAUCUAUGCUUGUGUCAAAUUGAGUAUUGACAGAUUAGCGGACGAUGCCAAGUCAUGUCUUUUCCUAUGUUCCAUGUUUCCUAAAGAUGCUGCCAUUCAUACGAGGAAGCUGAUCCAGUUAGCAAUUAGCACAGAGCUGGUAGCUGAAGAGGAAUCUGGGGUAAGUUCUAUCAUUGAUACUCUCAGAUCAUCUUCUUUAUUGCUCGACUAUCAGGAAGGUCAUACAAUAAAACUGCAUGACUUUGUCAGAGACGUAGCUAGAUCCAUAGCUACCAGAGACCCGGAAUAUGCUUUUUUACUUGUAAGAUGUGGCUUGUGGUUGCCUGAUGAUGAUAAUUAUGGUAGUCGGAAAUUUAUGCAUAUUCAUCUAGAGGAGGGUGAUAUUUGUUUCCCUCAUAAUCUGGUAUGCCCAGACCUGCACACAUUGUGGUUACAAUGCUACAAGCACAUACAACAAUUUUCAGGCGGCUUCUUCAGUAUGUUUGCAAAUCUCAGAAUUUUAUUCAUCCAAGAAGGUAUAUUUUCUUCUUCGGAGGGUCAGAUCUCUCUUAAACCCUUGGAUAAACUUAGGACACUUAUUUUAGAUAAGUGUAACAUGACUUGCAUUCACCAGACUAAAGCUAGCUUUUUUCCGGAAAACCUAGAAACUCUUUGCAUUUGGGAUUGUCAUCUCCCAAGACCAAUGGAUUUACCAAACCAGAAAAAUCUUCUUAAGCUAGAAAUCAUUGGGAAAAAAGGUGAAGUGGUAUUUCUGCCAAACACCAUUUCUAGACUUUACAGUUUGGAAAAAUUGCAUAUACGAAAUGGAUUCCAAAUUUUGGAUGAUGUUUCUGCUUUUCCGGUGCCCAUACAAAUUUUGGAUGAUGUUUCUGCUUUUGCGGUGCCCAUAGUUCCCGAGAUUAGUAAAUUGACUCGUCUAAAAAGUUUACAGACAUUCCUCGAGGGCUCUGAGCAUUUCCGAGAUACAAAUAUACUUUGUAAGUUACUUGAGUUUAAUAUAUGUGUGGGCAAGCCAGCAGAACAUACUGGGAACUUGAAGAGAUCAAUUGUCUUGCACGGCGAUCAGCCAGAUGGUGUGGAAAGUCUGAUGGAGAGGGCGGAAGAAGUGGUACUGCAGACUACUACACAUGUUGAUAUGAGGAAAUUUUGGAAUAUUGACAGAGAAGCAUUUGCAGACUUGAGAAACCUGUACAUUGAUAAAUGUGACACCAUGAUGCAUCUAGCAAGUAUAUCACAAGACCAAAUUCAUAGUGGUCAACAACGGACAUCUUUUUCUGAACUUACCAUUUUAGAAAUCAAAAAUUGCUCUUCAAUAAAAUACCUCUUCAGCAAUUCUGUUGUAACAUGCCUUCAGCGACUGCAAGAGCUCUGCAUUGAUAAUUGUCCGGUGAUGGAAGUAAUAAUUGAUGAAGACACAGGUGAAGGAAAGAUCAUGAACUUUGAAAAAUUGACAUCAUUGAAGCUGGUCGGAUUACCCAAACUCAAAAGCUUCUGCAGGGACAAAUCUGAUCAAUUUCAGUCUCUAUUUCACACAACGGUUGCAUUCCCUUCCCUGGAAAAUUUGCAUAUCGAUGAUUUAAAAGAUAUAAGUGAAAUUUGGGCGAAGCAUAACUAUGAUGACAAUGUAUCCUCCUUCUCCAAACUAAAGAGCCUUAAGGUUUACGAUUGUCAUAAACUGAAGCUUGUGAUUCCCGUCCCCAUGUUGCCUAGGCUACAGCUUCUGGAAUACUUGAACAUAGCUUUUUGCAGGUCAGUGAUCUCUGAAGUUGGUACCUUCGGCAACACAGAGAUAUAUCCACUGCGAGCUUUGCGUUCUAUGGAUCUAGAAAGCAUGCAUUGUUUGACGGAGACAAAGUUGAACUCAAUGGAUUUUUACAAGGCAGAGACUUGGUAUCCGAAUCUCGAAAAUCUGAGAAUACGUGAUUGCAGUAGCUUGAGAAAUGUGUUCCAACCUCCUUGUGCCAAAAGUCUUGUGAAGUUGAAAAAAUUGUGCGUAAUUGGUUGCGAUAAUAUGACAGAGAUAAUUGGAGCAGGUAAACAAGAAAUCACUGAUGGAGUCGGCCUGUUACCAAGGAUGGCAGAGUUAAAGCUAGCUCAUUUGCCAAAUCUGACCAGCAUUUGGCAUCGCAAGGUUGAUUUCCCGGACUUGAAGGUUUUUGACGUGCUCGAUUGUGGGAAACUAACUUGGAAGCGAUAGAGCGCGCUAGAGAGGAUUCUUUUGCGGCUUUGCCUUAAGCAAGGUAAAAAAAAGAGUGGUGACAAGCAAGAUAUAUACAACUUCCAUGUUUCAUGUCAACUGGGACUAAAUAAUCUGAAAGGAUAGGCGCCAAAUAACAUCGUAGGUGGCAUGAACGGUAUUUUAAGGAUUCUGUGGGAUUACAUUGAGACACUGCUGUCUGCUGGUAGCAUGAUCUGGAAUCUCUAUGCUUCUACAGAGAAAUUAACAUGAGUUACUUUGUCGGUUAAUCGAGUUAUGGCAAUCAAGAUUUGAUACACCGUAGAAAAUGGUGGGACCCAUAUAUUUUUUAAUAAUAAAUUGAGACAGUGGAGGAAAGUUUUGGGUGUAAUAGUGUUUUUAUUAUUGUGGAAUAGAGGUAAUCGGAGAAUAUUGAGUGUAAUAGUGUUUUAUAUUAAAAAAUUAUUAUUUUGGAAAUGUAUAGAAAUGAUUUGAAAUCUCAA
Daucus carota subsp. sativus is the source of this 3972-nucleotide messenger RNA. Its product is annotated as probable disease resistance protein At4g27220. Bases 191 to 3490 code for a protein of 1099 amino acids. The transcript has 3 exons. The record is from RefSeq and is a predicted model, not a curated record. Lineage: Eukaryota; Viridiplantae; Streptophyta; Magnoliopsida; Apiales; Apiaceae. Gene Ontology annotation, molecular function: ADP binding; ATP hydrolysis activity.